AUGAAGAGCGCCCUCGCCUUACUGGCGGACGAUGUCAGUGAGGCGCUGGCCCAGCUCUCCAAGGCGACGGAGGCCGUGGUCAUUGCCGGCACACUGCAGGAGAAGAAAGCCGCAGAAAUGGCAGCGCGCCCCAUUAUGCGGGAGGCCCGAAGCAAAAUAAGCAUUCUGCGUGCUGAGGUGCGCCGAACGCAGGACCCGGCCACGCGGGCCCAGUACGAGAAGCUUUGCCACGAGGCCGAUGGGACCGUGCGCUCCUUAGAUGGCGAGAUGAAGCAGCAGAUUUACCCAAAGCGUACGGUGCCACGGGAAAAGACCUACACGGAGCGGAAGGAGGAGGAGUUGCUGGGGGCCGGCGGGGCGGAUGGGACGGGGUUCACGGACUCUAAGCAGGUGCUUCAGUCCGCUGUCAAUGUGCAGAGGGACGCACUAAUUUCUUUAGAGCGGGCGGAGCGACUGCAGCACGUGACAGAGGAAACAGGCCAUGAAACGCUCAAGACGUUACGGCAGCAGACGGAGCAGAUGUACCAGGUGGACGAGGAGCUUCGGAACUUGCAAGGAGGGCUUGACCGCGCGACACGUGAGGUGCGGUGGUUUUAUCGUCAGUUGGCUGGUGAUCGGUGUUUUCUUUCGCUCCUUGGCAUAUGCGUAGUGGCACUGGCAGUGCUGGUGUUUGUGAUGAUUUACAAGAAGCGCCACAAGUGA
This is a messenger RNA of Trypanosoma conorhini, 702 nucleotides long. Its product is annotated as putative Qa-SNARE protein. Gene Ontology annotation, biological process: vesicle fusion. Gene Ontology annotation, cellular component: late endosome membrane; ER to Golgi transport vesicle membrane; Golgi apparatus. The record is from RefSeq and is a predicted model, not a curated record. Lineage: Eukaryota; Euglenozoa; Kinetoplastea; Trypanosomatida; Trypanosomatidae. Gene Ontology annotation, molecular function: SNAP receptor activity; SNARE binding. Bases 1 to 702 code for a protein of 233 amino acids. The transcript has a single exon.